CCAUUCAAACGCAUUCUUACUUUCUCACCGGAUUUUCUGGAGGGAGAAAGAGGUCGUGUAAUGACCAUUAAGAGAGAUUCUUUGAGAGAGAGAGUAAUAAGUUCUGAUUUGAAGGGAGAGAGGGGGAAUUAGGACCUUUUUUAUUGUUCCUGUGCGGGAGUUUUUUUCCUAUUUUCAUCCGUUCCCCUCUCCACAAUCUCCCUCUUCUUGGAGCCUCCCUCCCUCCGUCCCUCCUUGCUCUCUCUCACCCUCUGCGAACUAGAGUUGGAGCAACCUGUGCGAUCAAGAGCAAUCCUGAGCGAGCAAGAGCAGCAACCUCUCAAUCAGAUUCCAUGCUUUAGAAGUAAAGAGAAUUAAUUGCUCAGUAGAAUCACACCUUUGUUUUAGUAUGCCGUUGAGGCCUAAGUCAGAGGCAUCGCAUUCAAUGAUUUUAAAUGCAGUAGGAUUGGGAAGUGUUAAACAAGGUUUCAUGGGGAACGUGACUGUAAGCAGAAGCGAGGCCAUGGCGGUGACAAACUCUGACCCAAGAAAAAUUACAGAGAAGCAGCCAUUGAUGACCCAAACUCUUUCUUCCGUUGAGCCCAAGCCUAAGGCUGAGGAGCCGUCAAAGAGAAAGAAGAUUUGUUGUGCUUGCCCUGAUACAAAGAGACUGAGAGAUGAAUGCAUAGUCGAACAUGGUGAAGCUGCAUGCUCGAAGUGGAUUGAAGCUCAUUUACAGUGCCUUAGAGCGGAGGGUUUUAAUGUUUGAUAUUUGAAGAUGCCUGUGCAGUUAAGAAUGGUGGAAAGAGAGAGUUUUUUUCAAAGAUUUCCGGAAAGGCAUCGGGAUUUUACUCUUCCUUUGAGAUAGUUGGAAUCAAAUAAAUGGGUCCUGAGAUAUGUGACGCAAAUAAUGCGGUUUGAGCGGCUAAAAUUGGCGCCUGUAUUUGGAAAAGUGGAUAUUCGUUCUUACGCUAUGAAAAAAAUAAAAAAGGCCUUUAAAGUUCCCUUC
Amborella trichopoda is the source of this 988-nucleotide messenger RNA. RefSeq names its product cytochrome c oxidase copper chaperone 2. Gene Ontology annotation, molecular function: copper chaperone activity; copper ion binding. The record is from RefSeq and is a predicted model, not a curated record. NCBI's taxonomy places the organism in Eukaryota, Viridiplantae, Streptophyta, Magnoliopsida, Amborellales, Amborellaceae. Gene Ontology annotation, cellular component: mitochondrial intermembrane space.